Messenger RNA from Meleagris gallopavo (turkey), 1285 nucleotides. Lineage: Eukaryota; Metazoa; Chordata; Aves; Galliformes; Phasianidae. The record is from RefSeq and is a predicted model, not a curated record.
AUGGGCAACCGUUUCUCACCAUCAUAUUAUGUUUGCCAAAAUGCCACAGAUCUUAAUUCAUAUUUUCAUGCCUUUUUUCCCAGCCCUGGACUGAGAUCAGAUGUAAGCUCUUCUCCAUCCACAACCUCAGCGACUACGGGACCACCUCCCAAGCUCUGCCUCGUGUGCUCUGACGAGGCCUCUGGGUGUCAUUAUGGUGUUCUUACUUGUGGCAGCUGCAAAGUGUUCUUCAAAAGAGCUGUGGAAGGGCAGCACAACUAUCUCUGCGCUGGAAGGAACGACUGCAUUAUCGACAAAAUCCGGCGGAAGAACUGCCCGGCGUGCCGCUAUCGGAAAUGCCUCCAGGCGGGCAUGAACCUCGAAGCUCGCAAAACGAAGAAGAAGAUAAAAGGCAUUCAGCAGGCCACUGCCACGGGCACCAGGGAUGCUGCCGAAGCUGCUGGAAAUAAGAGCGUGGUUCCCGCAUCGCUGCCGCAGCUCACCCCCACCCUGGUGUCACUGCUGGAGGUGAUCGAGCCCGAGGUGCUGUACUCAGGCUACGACAGCACGCUGCCCGACUCCAGCUGGCGCAUCCUGUCGACCCUCAACAUGCUGGGAGGACGGCAAGUGGUGGCUGCAGUCAAGUGGGCAAAGGCAAUACCAGGUUUCAGAAACUUACACCUGGAUGACCAAAUGACCCUUCUGCAGUACUCCUGGAUGUUCCUAAUGGCUUUUGCUUUAGGAUGGAGAUCAUACAAACAAUCAAAUGGAAAUCUCCUGUGCUUUGCACCAGACCUGAUUAUUAACGAGCAGAGAAUGAAUCUACCCUGUAUGUAUGAACAAUGCAAACAUAUGCUGAUGGUUGCCCGCGAGCUGUCACGGCUUCAAGUCUCAUAUGAAGAGUAUCUCUGCAUGAAAACAUUGCUUCUCCUCUCUACAAUUCCUAAGGAAGGCCUGAAGAGCCAGACUUUGUUCGAAGAAAUUCGCAUGACAUACAUAAAAGAGCUGGGAAAGGCCAUCGUGAAAAGAGAAGGGAACUCGAGCCAGAACUGGCAGCGGUUCUAUCAGCUGACGAAGCUGUUGGACUCUAUGCACGAUGUGGUUGAAAAUCUUCUGAGCUUUUGCUUCCAGACGUUUUUGGAUAAAUCCAUGAGUAUUGAGUUCCCAGAAAUGUUGGCAGAAAUCAUCAGCAACCAGAUACCAAAAUACUCAAAUGGAAAUAUAAAGAAGCUCUUAUUUCAUCAGAAGUGACUGCCUUAAUACAAAAGGGUUGCCUUAAGAAAACGUCAAAUGAUAGCUUUUUUCU